Adelges cooleyi (spruce gall adelgid) is the source of this 1107-nucleotide messenger RNA. It is a transcript of the gene Arl8, whose product is annotated as ADP-ribosylation factor-like protein 8B-A. The record is from RefSeq and is a predicted model, not a curated record. Gene Ontology annotation, molecular function: GTPase activity; GTP binding. Bases 193 to 762 code for a protein of 189 amino acids. NCBI's taxonomy places the organism in Eukaryota, Metazoa, Arthropoda, Insecta, Hemiptera, Adelgidae. Gene Ontology annotation, cellular component: lysosomal membrane. Gene Ontology annotation, biological process: protein transport; anterograde axonal transport. The transcript has 4 exons.
GAUUAAAUCAAUGCCAUUGUGCUUCCACAAUACAAUAUACAUUCAAAAUAAUGUAAUUUACUGUCCGAUUCUUUUUGUAAUUUUUGUUGUUUGUUAAUUUAAUGAGAUACGGUUAAUACUAUAAAAUUCACGUUUUGUGAAAUUGUUUUUCCUAAUUUCAAAUUAAUUCCGAAUAGAAAUAACCCGUUCAAGAUGAUGGCCCUAAUUAAUCGUAUACUUGACUGGAUAAAAAGCAAAUUUUGGACUGAAGAAAUGGAAUUGACACUUGUAGGAUUACAGUGUUCCGGAAAAACUACUUUUGUUCAUGUCAUUGCGUCUGGUCAAUUUAAUCAAGAUAUGAUUCCAACUGUUGGUUUUAAUAUGAGGAAAGUAACAAAGAAUAAUGUUACAAUAAAAAUAUGGGAUAUAGGUGGACAGCCACGAUUCAGAUCAAUGUGGGAAAGAUAUUGCAGAGGCGUUAACGCUAUUGUUUACAUGGUAGAUGCUGCAGAUACAGAUAAACUAGAAGCUUCCAGAAAUGAACUUCACAACUUAAUUGAUAAACCACAGUUAGUUGGUAUACCGGUUUUAGUUUUGGGAAAUAAAAGAGAUUUGCCAAAUGCAUUGGAUGAAGUUGAACUGAUUGAUAGAAUGAAUUUAAAUGCUAUCCAAGACCGAGAAAUAUGUUGUUAUUCUAUUUCAUGUAAAGAACAAGAAAAUAUUGACAUUACACUGCAAUGGUUAAUUAGUCAUUCAAAAUCAAACCGCCAGUCAUCAACGUAAUACACCAGCAUGAUUUUUGUUUAGCACAAAGUAAAAUGUGCUAAUAAUUAUUGUAUCUAUUGUAGAAUACAUUUUUUUUAAGGCUGAUCCAAAAUAAUAUUUCCAAUAAUCCCAACAAUAAUGUAUUAACGCCAUAUUUAUUGCAUGUAAGAAUCUCUCCAUACUUAGAUAUUUAAAAAAAUAAUCCAUGUUUCUUAAGCAAACUAAUUUUGGUAAAAUGGAUUUAAAAUAUUCAUAUCCACUUUCACUCUAUAUUCCUUAAUUUACAAAAUAACAAAUUUGUUCUCUAUAAAAUGAGCCUACCAUAAAAAUUACUAAAAUAUUAUAAAUUAUAAUAUAUUAUUU